UGGGCCCACCUGCUCAGGCUCCAGCUACGCAGCUCAGCUGCUCCUGCAUUGGCAUUUGGCAAUUGGCGCACAAAAGGCGGCCACUAUGAGGACCUGUGCAGGCUGCAAAGCCACUGAGUAUGCCAAGGAGCGAGACUUUCAGCGCUGUGGGCGGUGCAAGGUGCCGUUCUAUUGCAGCAAGGAGUGCCAGAGAGCUGACUGGCAGGUUCACAGGAAGAUAUGCAAGGAACUGAAGCAGAGAAAAGAAGCUGGGGAAGUCAAGAAAUGUGGCCUUUGUGGAAAUCGAGAGAGGCCGCUAACGAAGACGAAAUGCUGCAAUCACUGGAUUUGUGACGACGCUCGAGAGUAUCAGCUCUUCUCAUACGACAAAAACUGCUGCUACAGGAAUCACAAGAGGUACACCUUGUGCGCCUCGCACCAUGAUGAGGGCCACGGAGGGGAUUGGAGGACCUGCCAAACGUGCAAGGACUACUUCCAAGAUCCUUGGGAGUGGUGGUGGCGUGGCCGAAACUUCGACGACUUUCGAUCGCAGUACAACUUCGAAGUGCUUCCGGACACGAUCCCCAAGCCCCCAAUGCCGAGGUGUUCGGAUUGCAAUAGAGGGAUCGACACGCGGCUGGAAGCGCACUCGCUGGGUAGAACAGGCAUUCUGUGCACGGGUUGCGUGGAUCAUGGCAGCACGCCUCCGUUGACUUACAGAAUGGACGGGCAUUAAGGUUAGCUAUGUUGCAAGCAAGGAGUUGUGAUCAGCGUUUCUGGACGGGCUUUCGACUGUCAAUGAUGAAUAUACGGGGCUGCCAUGUUAUCAUGGUCAACAGCGCGCUGAGUGCUUAAGUUACGCUUAUUGUCUGAACCAGACCAAGACCGGUGUAUCGUGCAUAUUGGACAUGCCGAAGCUGCACGUGU
Klebsormidium nitens is the source of this 906-nucleotide messenger RNA. The record is from the annotation of a GenBank genome assembly. Lineage: Eukaryota; Viridiplantae; Streptophyta; Klebsormidiophyceae; Klebsormidiales; Klebsormidiaceae.